AGCUAUGUUCUAAGAGGCAUUUUUCGCCAUGUCGAUAAGAUCAGUACCUACGCAGCCGUACAUGGGCCCCUCGGCGCUUCAAAUUGCGCCUGGGGGUGCCCAGCGUGCUGGUCCAACACAAGUCUCUCCUGGGACCACCACAAAAUGGAAUGGAGGAGUUCAGUUUGACCAGUCCUUUCCAAAGCCCAUCAGUGCGGUGAAAGAGAGCUUUCAGCCCGAGGAAGCGGAGGAGUCGGACGAAGGGUCUGAUUGUUGCAGCGGCUAUUCUUGCCGGUGGAUCAGUGAUCACCCAGCCAAGCUUUUUCUGCUCUUCAUGGCCUUGGGUGUCUUUGUUCUGACUAUUGUGGCCUUGAUCUCCGGCCUCAAUACCUUGUCCUCCAAUGCGUUUUUCUACUACUCGAAGUUUGCAUGGGAACAAUGGUUUCCCAGCUUCUUUGUCAUCAUGGUCAUGCUCAUGUUGCUGACCCUGGUAGCAAUGGCCGUGAUUUGCUUUGCUGUCUUCCUCAGCUGGGUCGAACGGAGGUCGUUGAUCCGGGCCUUCUACAUCUCCUCGCUUUCUUUGGGAGUGAUUAUGUUAAGCUUAGCGUUGUUUUGCUGGCUUUAUGGCAAUCGGGCAAAGCCUUAUGUCAUUCGAGCUGGAAAUUUGCUUUGCCAGGAUCCCAAGAUUUGGCAUUGCAGCGGGAGCUCUGCACGGCGAUUGGACGAGCUGAAUGAGACGGAGGAUUCAGAGCUGGGAUCCCUGAGGUGGCCGAGAUUUCAUCCGCUCCAGGAGGAGAUGUUCCAUCCAGGAUUUCACUUCUCCCUCGGAGACCUCCCGAGCUCAGUAGCGGCGGGCCGUCGACUAGCUGCGAGUCUUAGAUCAGGUGCUCCGGGCCGGCGCCUGAAUCCGGCCGCCGCGUCGUUGGCCUUUGUGAAGUCGUUGAACUCCGCGGUGGACCCUCGGACCAACGAGCCCGAAGGCUGCAAGGUUGUGAUGGAAAUCUGCCAGCCACCUGCCAAUUUCAACAUGCAGACAGCGUGUGUCUGCAGCGGCAAUUGGGACUAUGCACCCAUUGGCACCAGCACUCCGGCCCCUGCCACGGGCCUUCCGGGCGACGCCGAGCCCACGGCGAGUCCGGCUGCCCCCGCGCCCACGAACCAGCCGGCGGUGCUGCCGAACUUCGAGGGCACCACGGCAGAGCCGGUGAACCCCUAUGCCGGAACAGCCACCGUGGUCACUGUGCAGCCGCAGGCAGAAAGCACUGCUGCGGCAUCCACGACGGCGCCAGCGACCGCUGCCAGCACGUCCAGCGCGGCCCCCGCGGCAGGACGACGGCUCAGGGAAGAUAUCGGGCCCUGGCUGGGGUCGCUGGGCGCCUUCUGUGGCAAAUGGGGCAACGAUGACUAUGUGAAGGGCGAGUGGUGCUUCGUUCUUCCUAGCCAGCAAUGCAGCCCCAAUGAGCGGAGCCAGUAUGUCUCGACCAGGGGAUAUCCCAUGAUCCGGUCCACAGCACCCUGUGGUGGAGAAGUGGAUUCCAGGUCGGCACUCUUGCUCGUGGGGCAUGACCAGAUGAUGGAGCAGCUGAAGUACACAGCGCUACUGGGUGGAGCUCUUUUAGCCUUGGCCGGUGCUGGCUACAUGCUGUUCCUCUACCCAAGUCGUGACACAAAGUACGAGGCUCUCCAGAGCGAACCAGCUCGCGCUCCACAGCAGCGGGGGGGUUCCCCCUAUGCGCAGCGGGGGCCUGGGGCUGCUGGCUUUGCUCCCGAAGCACCUGAGCAGAAAUCCAACUUCAACCUGCAGAGAUUCCAGGAAGCUCAAGCACAGGCCGUGAACAAGCUCACCAGAAGCACGCCAGAGGAUUUGCGUUUGCAGAUCUAUGCCUACUACAAGCAGGCGACCGAAGGCGAUGUUCAAGGCGAGAGACCUGCCUACUUCCAACAAAAAGAGCGCGCAAAGUACGACGCUUGGGUGAAGUGCAGGGGGAUGUCUUUUGACACCGCCGUGGACAAGUACUGUGAAGUCGUGCAACGAAUUUGAUUGCGCCCUUCAUGUGUCACAGCCGCCUAUUGGCGCCGUUGCGUACAGUAUAGCUCUUUUGCGAUGUCCGGGAGAAGGGUAGCAUAUCCCAUUUUCCCAGUCCGCUGCCACGGGGGAAGACAUGUCACAUCAUUUUGCUCGUCC
This is a messenger RNA of Durusdinium trenchii, 2164 nucleotides long. NCBI's taxonomy places the organism in Eukaryota, Dinophyceae, Suessiales, Symbiodiniaceae. The record is from the annotation of a GenBank genome assembly.